AUGGAACGUUCCCACCCGCCACUGCGUCGUGUGAUGCGUGGCAACCCGGCAAAGGUCGACCCGAAGCUUGAUCAGCCCCUACAACAACAGCUGGACAAUGCAAAGGAGAAGAGGUUGAGCACCCGAUCCAUGGUAUCCGAGCAGGACUCGUGCUACUCCUCGUGCUCCGAAGAAUCACAUGCCUCGCUCUCCCGUGAGAGUAGUGAUGCUCUUUCCCAACAUCUCGGAGCAAUGAGCAUGACAGAUGACGGUCGAGGCUCCGUUACCCCAUGCGCCCUCCCGCCAGAUCAUCUCGAUUUCGCGCUCUCACUUGGCUAUACUGAGCAACAGCUCCGAAGAGCCCUCGCCAGACUACCAGCAAAUCCCACGCAGGACAGCCUCCUUGCCGAACUUGUCGCCGGCGGGCACGGCCAGGGGUCCCGUGGCGGAUCUCUCCUAAACCUACCAGCAGCCAUUGAUGCAUCAAUCACGUCCUCAUCUACAUCCACUUCUUUUCCUUCCUCAUCUACCACCCCGCCUUCGUCAAGUACACCCCAACUGCGCCCGAUUGUGAUUGACGGGAGCAAUAUUGCGAUGACCCACGGUCGUAAAGAAGUGUUCUCGUGUGCUGGCAUCCGGGAUUGCGUCAACUUUUUCCUAAACCGUGGACACCAAGAUGUGCUCGUCUUUAUCCCGCAAUUCCGAAAAGAGGCCGCCAGAGCCGAUUGUCCGAUCACCGAUCAGCACGUGUUGACCGAGUUGGACGCUAAGCAGCACAUCGUCUGGACACCUUCCAGACGAAUCAGCGGUCGUCGAAUCGUAUGCCACGACGAUCGAUACAUCCUGAAAACGGCCGAAGAAAAAGAUGCGGUCAUUGUGUCAAAUGAUGAAUAUCGAGACUUGGUCCGCGAGAAUCCUCCCUACAGACGUCUCGUCGAGAAUCGGCUACUUAUGUAUUCAUUUGUGGAUGGAAAAUUCAUGCCACCAGAUGAUCCUCUUGGAGUGCCACAUACCGCCCAAGUAUGCCCGUAUGGACGGAAGUGUACGUAUGGCAACAAAUGCCGAUACUACCACCCGGAACGCCCGAACGGCAUCCACACGUCCGUCACCGAGCGGUUGAUGCGUGAGAACAGGGCGAAUAAGCCGUCGUUGAUGACUCGCCCAUCAAUGAUCUACGAGGGUUCCCCCCUGGCCGGUCACCAACAUCAUCUCCACCAGACAAUUGGCCGUACCCAAUCCCUAAAUGUCUCCGUUGAAAGAGGAAUGGGCGCUGAGAUGUUGAAGGGACCAUUCAAUAAUAUCACCCUCAACACCCCAACACAACAACAUCCAACAUUGAGCAGGAACGCAUCGGCUCCGUUGGGACACCAACUGCGGCCGCAUCAAGACAACACGUCGUCGGGCCCGAACUCGCGGUGCAAUUCGUUGUUGGACAUGUCGAUGGGAGGCGUAUUUCCGUUUAUCCCACCACCAUCCCAUCAUCUAUUCUCACCAUCCAUCUGGGGACCGCAUAACGAAUAUGCAUUGCCGUCGAUUUCUACUACAAACGAGCUCUCCGACCUGUCAAUGGAUGACUCCCGAGCCAAGCUACAGUACCACCUCUCACAGCUCUUCCCAUCCACCGCGGUAGCCGCCGUCAUGGCCGCGCACCCGGAAGAGAAGGACCCGCAGCGGCUCUGCGAAGUCAUCCUCGCCUUCCAUAAAGGAUUUAAUGGCUUGAAU
Mesorhabditis spiculigera is the source of this 1701-nucleotide messenger RNA. NCBI's taxonomy places the organism in Eukaryota, Metazoa, Nematoda, Chromadorea, Rhabditida, Rhabditidae. The record is from the annotation of a GenBank genome assembly.